GACGUAUAAACGGCCAUGUUUUCUUCUUCUAAUUUUUGCUUUAAUUGAAAAAAAUUUUUGAUUGAAUUUUAACAAAAAAAAUUGUCUUGAAAGAUUCUAAUUUUUUAUUGAAAAUAACUAAAACAAAGGAGAGUAGGUAAAACAGUUUUUAUAUGAGUUUGGUGGUGAUAAAAAGGUUUGUAUAAGCACGUAGCAAGGACGCAGUAAAAGCAGUUGAUACAACAAUAUAAAAUUACUUAAAAAAAAUGACACAAUAUCUGCCGCCAAAUCUUUUGGCUUUAUUUGCGGCUAGGGAUCCGAUAGCGUAUAUGCCGCCAGUCGAUAAAUUGCCACAUGAAAAGAAAUCAAGGGGAUAUUUAGGUGUUGGAAAAUUUUUAAGUGAUUUUGAGGAUCCUAAGGAUACUCCGCCGCCGAAAAAAGUUGAAACGCGUCAAGAGCGUUUGGAACGACGACGACGCGAAAAAGCUGAACAGGUAGCGUAUAAAUUAGAACGUGAAAUAGCUUUAUGGGAUCCGCAGGAAAUUAAAAAUGCUACAGAGGAUCCAUUUAGAACGUUGUUUGUGGCGCGCAUCAACUAUGAUACAUCUGAAUCGAAACUGCGCCGAGAAUUCGAGAUCUACGGUCCCAUCAAGAAAAUCGUUAUGAUCACUGAUCAAGAAACGGGCAAACCCAAAUCCAAAGGGUAUGCGUUCAUAGAGUACGAACACGAGCAUGAUAUGCAUGCCGCAUAUAAACAUGCCGAUGGUAAGAAAAUUGAUGGUAAGCGAGUAUUGGUUGAUGUAGAACGGGCACGUACUGUCAAAGGUUGGUUGCCACGUCGCCUUGGCGGCGGUUUAGGUGGUACCCGCCGUGGUGGCAACGAUGUCAAUAUUAAACAUUCUGGUCGAGAGGACAACAAACGCGAACGUGAACGUUACCGUCUCGAACGUGAACGUGAAGAUCGUGAAAAUGCUAGAGCUGUAGAACGUGGACGAUUUGGAGCUGCGGAUAGUAUACGACGGCGCUCGCAAUCGCGGGAUCGGAUUAGAGAACGUGAACGUGAGCGAUCGCGUCGUUCUCGCAGCAGAUCGCGGGAGCGUAGAAAACGUCGCGGAAGUCGUGAACGUGACUAUGACGAUUUCGAUAGGCGCGAUCGUCGUGAAAAGGAUCGCGAGCGUGAACGUGAGCGUGAUAGGAAAAAGAAGCGCUCAAAAUCACGCGAAAGAGAUUCGUCUCGUGACAGACGUGAAAGGAAACGAGAUCGCCGUGAUAAGGAACGCGAUCGCGAUCGCAGUGAAACAAAAGAACGUAAACCCGAUUUCCGCGAUAUGGAGAUCAUUAAAAUAAAAGAAGAGCCCGUUGAUGAUGGUUACCCUACGUAUCCGAUGAACUCAUUUCAGGCAACAAACAUUAAACGUGAAAAUGACGAAGAGCACGAAGAAAAGUAUCGCCCACCACAUGAUAUGUUCAGUGUGCCACCACCAUCGAUACCAGGACGUGGGAGUGGAGGUGGAGGUGAGAACGGUCAAAAUUCUAAUGAGAACCAACAGUCAUGGUGGCGCUAAGGCGCUCACUAGAAAUCAUACUUUGAGGGGUGUUUAUACUGAAAUUCACUUUUCCUCUACCUAUACAUAACGUAUCUAUCUAUAAAAUAUAAAGCCAUUUCUGCGAAAGUGGGAGUGAAUUUUGAAUUGUAGCCAGGAUAAAAACAAACAUAACGAUGAUGAUGAACAAAAACACAAUGGGAUUUCAAAAUUCAAAUUUCUCCAAAAAAAAUGGCUUUUACUAACAUUACAUUUUUUUAUUAUUAUUAUUAUUUACAAUUAGGUUAAAAAUAGAAAUCAGGAGAGAACAGAGCAAAUACAACUAAUGCAUAUAUUUUUGGUAAAUAACGUGCGCUUAUCACAAAAAUAAUAGCUAUGAAAAAAAGAUUUACUUUGUUUAGCAAGUUUUCUAGUUUUGUCUGCUCGAAUAUUAUAGUUUAUUUGUAGUUUUAUGAGGAAUUUUGGUAUGAGAACUAAUCAUUGGCCUAUAAUUUCAUUUUCCAAUAUAUCAAAUUUUAUCUAAUCUAUUUAUCCAAUAAUAACAGCAAUUAGAAGAAAGCAAACACAAAAAGAUUUGGCAAUGAAAUCUCUUGUUCGGGAAUUUUUAAAAGUUAAGAAACCUUUAUGACAUGUUUUUAUCUGCAUUGGUCUUGUCAUUUCAUUUGAAAAACUCGCGUAACAAAAUUUAUAUCGAUGAUCAAAAUGAUAUUCCACAUCAUAUGUUGUGUCUGUAAAUUUAAAUUCAAGAAGACCAUAAGUAUAACCAGCAUAGAAAAAAAAGUAGAAGUAGGAAAUUAAACAUUUCGACAUAGAAUCUUCCAAGAUUCACAUAAUAAAGUUGGUUUAUUAACUUGUCAGUAGUUGAUGCGAAAAAUUUGGCCACUGUGGUAUAUAAAAUAGUUUAAUGUUGGUUGUUUGAAAAUCCGUUCAAAGUUUCUUGACUUCGGAAACUUUUCGUAUUUACAUUUAAAUUUUGAGUGUAUUUAUUCUUUUUAAGAGAUUUUAUUGCUUCUGUAAAUGUUUAUAUAGCAUUUCUCAUUUUAAGACGCAGUGAAUACUGACAAUGAUAAUGAUAAUUAUAAGAUUUAAUGAAUAUUUUCCUUUCCUAAAUUAAGAAUGAUCCACUCGAUGUGAACUCAUACAGUAAGUAAAGUCUUAAAACAAAUGGUAUGUGUUUGUACGUGUAUUUGUUUCCCUCUCAGGUAAGGGGGUACUGAUAAACUUCACUGGUGCUCUUAAAUAUAACUGCGAUCGCGGCACAGUGAAGCGCCGUAAGAAGAAAUAAUCAUCGUUCAUAUUCUUGUGGUAUACUUUUUUAGCAAUAUAAAAUCCCAUGGUGGUUCGUGGGAUGUCCUUUUCUCUCUUCUUUUGUUUGUUUUAAACAUUUUUAUUGAGCUUUGAAGCUCUUUUAAUAUUGAAAAAUACU
Glossina fuscipes is the source of this 2949-nucleotide messenger RNA. It is a transcript of the gene snRNP-U1-70K, whose product is annotated as U1 small nuclear ribonucleoprotein 70 kDa. The coding region runs from base 246 to 1544 and encodes 432 amino acids. The transcript has 2 exons. Lineage: Eukaryota; Metazoa; Arthropoda; Insecta; Diptera; Glossinidae. The record is from RefSeq and is a predicted model, not a curated record. Gene Ontology annotation, molecular function: U1 snRNA binding; mRNA binding. Gene Ontology annotation, biological process: mRNA splicing, via spliceosome. Gene Ontology annotation, cellular component: U1 snRNP; precatalytic spliceosome; U2-type prespliceosome.